AUGCGCAUUUCAGGUCCAUUUAAUAUACUACGCCUGUUAAUUGGGCUGGCAGUUAUACCAUUUGCCGCUGCACUAGUCGGUAGAAAAGCGGAUAACCCGUCAAACAGCCACUGCUCUCGGGUGUGCAUGACCAACAUCGUCACCCAGGUCCUGGAUUCCAUGGUGGCUCAUAAUCCGUACGCCUUACCGAUGGCACCGACCUACCGAGCGACUGAGAAUUCGCACCCAGCAGCACUCGGAAUGAUGACAUCGUGGCGCACCAUCACCAAAGCAGGCCCGCCCAGUCUGUUAGCAAUCGACACCACGAAUGGAACUGCAUAUUUCGCCCUAGAUAUCAGUGAAGGAAACGACGCCACGGAAUCAGUCCUUCGAGGUCGACUUAAGGUGGUUCAUCGGCAAAUCACCGAGAUAGAGCUAUUCAUCAAUCGCUAUCGCGGUGAUCAUGGCUUUUCUUUCUCUGCUGCGGAACUUCCAACGAAUUACGAGGUGUUGAUGUCGCCGCCAGCUAAUCGAACGAAAGCCAGCAGAGCAACACUAGAGGCAUUAAGCGAGUCACUGUUCGCGACGUCUAGUAAUUUCUCAGUUACGGUCGGCGACGCCUGUCAAUUCACCGAGUUAGGUUGGAAAGUUGUUGAUCCAGGCACGAAUGGGACUGGUUCAACAGAUCCCUUGGGCUGUGUCUGGCCCUCUGAUCACCCCACAGACACGAAUGCACGAGUGGGCCUAGUCAUCGACGAGGAGUUGGGGUUCGUUGUGACUAGUGGCACAAUUCCAGGUAAGGUUUAUCCGUACGGGAAUAUCUCUGCAUUCAUCCCGGACGCCAUGACUUCGGCGCAGGAGGCUCAGGAGGUGUGGAUUGAGGAGAUGAAUGCCCUCGGUAUUAUGCCGUUGCUUUCUCCCACUGGGGCUACUGGAGAUACACUCGAAGUUCUUCAGUACUAUAAUGGUGAGCUUCAGGCUAUGCAGAUCAAUGUGUACCUGAGUGGUCCCGAUAUGACAUCGCCCUGGCUGUAG
Molecule: messenger RNA, 1014 nt
Organism: Penicillium daleae
Lineage: Eukaryota; Fungi; Ascomycota; Eurotiomycetes; Eurotiales; Aspergillaceae
Exons: 1
Coding region: 1-1014 (337 amino acids)
Source: RefSeq, a predicted model, not a curated record